Labeo rohita (rohu) is the source of this 1186-nucleotide messenger RNA. It is a transcript of the gene tiprl, whose product is annotated as TIP41, TOR signaling pathway regulator-like (S. cerevisiae). Bases 201 to 1007 code for a protein of 268 amino acids. The record is from RefSeq and is a predicted model, not a curated record. Lineage: Eukaryota; Metazoa; Chordata; Actinopteri; Cypriniformes; Cyprinidae. Gene Ontology annotation, cellular component: cytosol. The transcript is spliced from 8 exons. Gene Ontology annotation, biological process: TOR signaling.
CAUUAAUACAAUUUGAUUGCGUAAUCCAGGUUACAUGUAAUCGGUUAUUACUAUAUAUAUUAUUCUUCAACUAAACCACCAUCGUCACUAUCACAGGCGGAACUAUCGGCAGUUACUGCUCGCUCGACGUCGGGACGAAUUCGAGGUUGCGCUCCGUAGAUACAUGGAAACGGAUUCGAGGUGUGGUGUUGUUCUGCAGGAUGUCUUCAGUGAUUUCUCACGGGUUUCAGAGCAGUAAACAGGACUUUAGUUUCGGGCCCUGGACUGUGACCGCGGCCAAGACUCACAUCAUGAAAUCUAAAGACAUCGAGAGGUUAGCAGAGACCAUGAACAUGCCGGCUCUGCCAGAGAUGCUGUUCGGCGACAACGUGCUGCGCAUUCAGCACGCCGACGGAUUCGGUAUCGAAUUCAACGCCAUCGACGCUCUUAAACGUGUCAACAACUUGCAAGACUCCGUGAAAGUGGCUUGUGCACAGGAGUGGCAGGAAAGCAGGGCCGAGUCGGAGGCUUCCAAAGAGGUGGUGAAACGCUACGACUGGACCUACACCACAGAUUACAGGGGCACUUUGCUCGGGGAGCACACGCAGAUGAAGGUGACGCCCACCGCCGAGCGCAUCGACAUGGAGAAGCUGAGAGCGCGAGAACAGAUCAAGUUCUUCGAGGACGUGCUGCUGUUCGAGGACGAGCUGCACGAUCACGGCGUGUCUAUGAUCAAUGUGAAAAUCAGAGUGAUGCCCACCAGUUUCUUCCUCCUGCUGCGGUUCUUCUUGCGAGUGGACGGCGUGAUGAUCAGGAUAAACGACACACGUCUGUAUCACGAGGCGGGAAAAAACCACAUGCUUCGAGAAUUCAGCACUCGUGAAAGUCAAAUGUCAGACCUCCAGCACGUUCCUCCAGCCGUUUACACAGACCCCAAUGAAAUCGCCCAGCACCUGCCGCUCAAACUCAUCGAGUGCGAGAAACUGGAGUUUCCAGAGAGAGCGACGCACGCAGAAUCAACAGAGUGACGCGAGCAGAGCGCACGCUAAAGACUCGAACCCGGAGCCGUGGAGCGUGAGCGUCAAACGUCUCGGCGCGGAGCUGCCGUCUCACAGACACUAAUGCUGAACGCUGUACAUUUCUCAAUGUGAUGCUUAUUUGAUCUGGGUGUCACUGGGGAAGAUUUCAUUAAAAUCCUUCAAAUGAU